Molecule: messenger RNA, 764 nt
Organism: Neurospora tetraspora
Lineage: Eukaryota; Fungi; Ascomycota; Sordariomycetes; Sordariales; Sordariaceae
Exons: 2
Coding region: 68-508 (146 amino acids)
Source: RefSeq, a predicted model, not a curated record
CUCUGGCCAUUGAGAGGCGACCAAAAGUGGGUCGCCAGAGCCCCGGUAACUAGUUUGCAGGUUUUGUAUGGGACACUUUGGGGGGUUUUUGCACUUGGGGGUGGUUGCACUUUCAGGGAUCUUUACUGUAACCGGUUUGAUAGUCACUCUGGAGAUGGAUCUUUUAGUCAACACCAACCCACCGAAGAAAUACUCUCACGGCCGACGGUUACCAGAUGUGGAAAGCUUCCCUGGUGUCGCAGACGGAAGACGCUUCUUUCUGGAUUCUGUUCCAUCCGAUGUAUCCCUUGAAACCGCAAAUCGAAGCGCCAUCAGAUUGCGGCAUGUGGUAAGCAAGGAAGAUGAAGGACCCAUGUCAACAGGUAGUGAACGAUUAUCGAAUCUUGCGUCUCCUGGUCAUCUUUCCCAUUUCUUCAUGAAACAAGAAAUGCGGAGGGAAGUUCAUGCGAACCGGGAUGGGAAGAGGAAGUUUGAGACCCUCCCUACACUUAUAAAAGCUUUGGUUUGAUAUAACCAUCUGGCAUUGGCUGCCCCCUGCCCAGCAGUCAUACAAGCAAGCAAGCAACCACCACACCCUCAAAGAAUUAGAUAGCAUGCGUGAAUAAAGUUGGCGUGUUUGGUUGUUUCGAUAUCGGAGUAUGUAUCGAGGUAAGGUUUGGAUGACUGGCCGCCAUCAUGGGUUGGCGCCGGCUCCUGAACGAGUGUGUAUGCACUUCACACAUUUGCACACACACCCAACCCGCCAGUGCGGCCCCAAAGCGCUU